CAAGCGAGUGACGGGAGUCGUGCGAAUUCAACUGUCUCUCGUCCUAAAAUGGCUGCAUCCUCUGAGAUUUUACUUUUAAAAUGCGCUAAGUUUAGGGAUGAGGGUCAAUUCAUCGACGUUCGAUUAAAAGUCAACGACGAAGUUUUUACAGCUCAUCGAAUCGUGCUGGCUGCGAGUAGCGAUUAUUUCUACGCCAUGUUUACGAACGGAAUGAAGGAGUCCAACCAAGAAAUGAUCGAAUUGAAGGACGAAAGCAUCACGUCAAAUGCUCUAAAGAUCAUCUUAGACUCCAUCUACACUGAAGAUCUCCAUGUCACCGAGGAAAACGUGUUCGAUGUACUCGCUGCAGCAUUUCACCUUCAAGUGACGAGUGUUGUACAACAAUGUAGCGAUUUCCUGAUGAAGGAAUUUGUUCAGCUCCGACUGGACUUGCAGAAUUACCGUCUGCUCUGCACAGUUGCCGACAGACACGGUAUGAAAGAUCUGCGAGAGACGGCCGAGAGCAAGAUGGCAUUAAAGUUUAAGGAUAUCUGUGAAAGCGAAGAAUUUUUGUCCAUCAUACAACCCGACCAGUUAGUCAACCUUCUCAGCCGAGAUGACCUCAGCGCACCGUCUGAGACAUUCGUCUUCAAAUCAGUGAUGCAGUGGAUUAAACACAAGAAGGAGGAGAGGAUGGCAGUUGCGGCCAAAGUUAUUGGGGCUGUUCGUUUGGGUCUGGUGGACAUCAGAGUUGUGAUUGAAGAACUGGAUACAGAAGAGAUGCAGAGAAAUCCUGAGAUCCACAGGCAGCUACAUGAGACGUCCUUGUAUAACAACAUGCCUUCUCGCAAUUCGAAGUUUGCAGAGGAAAGAACUAAACCGAGAUCAGCAAGCCAGGCUCUGAUUGCAGUUCUGCCUCGAACUCAAAUGAAAUAUUUUGAUUUCGAAAACAAAACAUGGAAAACUUUACCAGCAUCAAUACCGUCAAUUAAAUCAACUCGUUGCCAUUCUGCAGUCUCUGUUGGGAACACCCUAUUUGUUACUGGAGAAACACCAGAUGGUAACAAUUCCCUUUUUCGCUACGACACUGAGAGUAAUGCAUGGGAUAUGAAGCAACAUUCGUGCGGUGGAUCAAUUGACAAUUUAUGUAUCAUGGAUGACUAUGUAUAUGUCAUUAGCUCUAAUUCAUGUCAGGUUCCUCAAAGAUACAACAUGGCUAAAAGGUUAUGGCAAAGUAUUUCUAAUGUAGGUAAACCGAGCUGUUUCCUUUUAGCCUGCAAUAAUGGGGUUAUAGUUCACGCAAAAGUGUUUGUUCUUUAUAGUAACAUGUUCGAUCACAAUGGAUACAAUCAACCAGCAGUACUUCAAUGUUUCGACCCAACUAAAAAUGAAUGGAGUGAAAAGGCCAAAACCUGCCAUCCUCAUUUUGGAUCCACUCUUUUUUUAGUGAAUGACAAACUUUUUAUAGCUGGGGGUCGUAUGGGAUUUAACAAUUUUCCAUGUGGCAGCCCCGCGCCUGUGGAAGUGUAUAACGAAGACGCCAACACUUGGUCUGUUGUUGAGCAAAAACGUAUUCCUGUCAACAAUCUAAAUGCAGUGGAAAUAGAAGGGAGGGUAUAUUUUAUCAUCAACAAAUUUCCAGUUGACAGUGGGAUUAGAAUUCCACUAGGGGAGUUGUAUCCUGUUCCGCUGGGUGAGUGGGAAGAUUUAGGAAAAAUUGAACAAUCUGCAGUUCUUUGCCAUUUGCCUCUGAAGAGAGAAUGUAUAAAAACUGAAUGACCUCAUUCGCCUUUCUUAUUUCAAAGGAGCCAAGAGAUAAGGAACUGUGAAAGGGUAAAUAAACAGCUGCUGUAACCUUCUAAGCAUGCCCAGAAAACUAGUUGGUUGGUAUUGCUUGUACUUUAGCGAUCUAACUUGAAAACAGUGUCUAUCAUGUUUACUGAGAAGUGAGAGUGAAUCUUAAAACGUUCAGUACAGUCCAUUUAAAUUGUAAGAAGUAAUAACCAUACAAAAACUAUGAAGGUGUAAAAUAAACGCCGAAUUCGUAAAUUGUAGAAGUCGCAGAACGUUUUAGGAAGUUCGUAUAUACUAAAUUGAAGGAAGUUAUAAUCUAUGAGUUCGUUCUUAGUUUCCUGGGAGUGUCAGCUGCAAAUGUGUAUGUAUCGGUUGAUUUCAAUUCGAUGUAGGGUAGAGUAGGUGAUAAUAAUAGACUUAUAUAAAACCUUGAAUAUUGUAUCCAACCUUU
This is a messenger RNA of Pocillopora verrucosa, 2224 nucleotides long. The record is from RefSeq and is a predicted model, not a curated record. Lineage: Eukaryota; Metazoa; Cnidaria; Anthozoa; Scleractinia; Pocilloporidae.